Messenger RNA from Girardinichthys multiradiatus, 8968 nucleotides. RefSeq names its product voltage-dependent calcium channel subunit alpha-2/delta-1-like. Bases 16 to 3354 code for a protein of 1112 amino acids. The record is from RefSeq and is a predicted model, not a curated record. Gene Ontology annotation, cellular component: L-type voltage-gated calcium channel complex. Lineage: Eukaryota; Metazoa; Chordata; Actinopteri; Cyprinodontiformes; Goodeidae. Gene Ontology annotation, molecular function: voltage-gated calcium channel activity. The transcript is spliced from 41 exons.
UGUGGGAGUGAACAGAUGGGGUUUGUUACCAGCUCCUGCUGUACCAUCACUUAUUCAAGCUUCAGGUGUUGUUUUAGUGCCAGCAUAAAGGAUUGGGUGGACCAUAUUCAAAAAGACAUGAUUGCAUUAACAGACAAAGCCACUGGGUUGCAGGACCUAAUACAGAUAUAUGAUAAACACAAAACCCACUUCAGCGUGGAAUCCAACAAUGCCCGGAAACUGGUGGCAACGGCUGCAGGAAACAUAGAGAAACUGCUGGCCAAGCGCUCCGAAGCCCUAAAGGGUGUAAUCUCUCCAUUGUUUGUGCUAUCAAGUAUCUCUCCUAGUAUGGUGGCAGAAAUCGAGAGACUUGCUACUGAAGCUGAAAAGUAUCAAAAGGAACAUCAGUGGACAGUCGACAGUGAGGCUAACAAACUCCUUUACUACAAUGCCAAAGACGGUAUUAAUAGGACUAUAUUGGAGAUGGAACAAGAGAAAAAAGAGGAAAAGAAGAACAGGUUCAUUCCAGAUGACUUUGAAAUAGACCCAGACUUCAAACGCCUCGUCUCCUACAACACCACUGCCGUCCAUAUCCCUACCGACAUAUAUGAAGGCUCCACCAUCAUUUUGAAUGAGCUAAACUGGACAGAUGCCUUGGAGGAUGUUUUCCGGAGAAACAAGGAAGAUGAUCCCUCACUGCUGUGGCAGGUGUUUGGCUCUGCUACUGGACUGGCUCGGUACUACCCAGCUUCCCCCUGGAUCGACAGGAGAAAUUCACCCGACAAGAUUGACCUAUAUGACGUACGCAGACGACCCUGGUACAUUCAGGGGGCGGCGUCACCCAAGGACAUGCUGAUCCUGGUGGAUGCGAGUGGAAGUGUGUCAGGUCUCACUCUCAAACUGAUCAAAACAUCUGUCAGCAAUAUGCUGGAGACCCUCUCUGAUGAUGACUUUGUAAACGUGGUUUCUUUCAACAAAACCGCCCGGCCUGCAGCAUGCUUUCAGAACCUGGUGCAGGCCAAUGUGAGGAACAAAAGGAUCUUGAAGGAGGCUGUGCAGAGACUCAAAGCUGAGGGUAUCACCAACUACACAAGUGGCUUUGAGCUUGCCUUUGAACAGCUUGCACAGACCAACAUCUCUAGGGCCAAAUGUAACAAGAUUAUAAUGCUGUUCACCGAUGGAGGAGAAGAGAGGGCAGAGGAGAUAUUUCAGAAAUAUAAUCCAAAGCAAGAGGUGCGCGUCUUUACAUUCUCAGUAGGUCAGCACAGCUAUGACAAAGGGCCAAUACAGUGGAUGGCCUGCAAUAAUAAAGGUUAUUACUAUGAGAUCCCAUCUAUUGGGGCCAUUCGGCUGAACACUCAGGAGUACUUGGACGUUUUGGGUCGGCCAAUGGUCAAAGCUGACAGCAAGCCUAAGAGAGACCGAAAGGCCAAGGAAGUUCAGUGGACAAAUGUCUACCUGGAUGCAUUGGAGCUUGGUCUUGUAAUCACUGGAACGCUGCCUGUCUUCAACAAGACUGACACAGGGUCAAAGAAGUCACAAAACCAGCUCAUCCUGGGAGUUAUGGCUAUUGAUGUCUCCCUGGAAGAUAUCAAGAGACUUACUCCUCGGUUCACAUUUGGUCCAAAUGGCUACUACUUUGCUAUUGAUCCAAAUGGAUACGUGUUGCUUCACCCUAACCUUCAGCCGCUGACUGCCAAGUUUGAUGAACCUGUCACACUCGACUUUCUGGAUGCAGAAUUGGAGAAUGACAUAAAAGUGGAGAUAAGAAGUAAAAUGAUUGAUGGAGAAACAGGAAAUUACACUAUAUUUACACUGGUGAAAUCCCAAGAUGAGCGCUACAUUGACCAAGGUCAGAGGACCUACACCUUUGCUCCUGUGAAGGGGACAGACUACAGCCUCGCCCUGGUCCUACCAAACUACAGCAUGCAUUACAUCCGUGCAACAAUAGGCGACACAAUAACCCAAGCAAAAUGGAAAGAUGUUUCUGAGAGCCUGCUUGCAGACAAGUUUGAUGAAUACGGGUAUACAUUCAUUGCACCAAGGAUGUACUGCAGGGACUUAAAGCCACCUGACAAGGAAACAAACAACACAGAGUACCUGAUGGAUUUCAACAAUUAUAUUGACAUAAAGACUCCAAACAACCCCAUGUGUAAUGUAGAGCUUGUGAACAGACUUCUCCUUGAUGCUGGUAUCACCUCUGAUCUAAUCAAGAUCUGGAAACAGAAUGAGUUGCAGCCAGGCAUUAUUGCCAGAUUUGUUGCAACUGAUGGAGGAAUCACUCGCGUCUUCCCCAAAAGUGCCGGGCUGGACUGGAAAGAAGAAGCGGAGACCUAUGAGUCAAGUUUCUACAAGCGAAGUUUAGACAAUGAUCUGUACAUCUUCAAAGCAACACUCUGCAAUGAAAGUGAUAAUGAUGUCCUCGUGAGCCGAGCAGUAAGCCUUGAGAUUAAAGGCCAUACACUCAAGCCAGCUGUUGUUGGUGUGAAGUUGGACAUCUAUGCAUGGAUGGAGAGCUUCAUCAACAUCACCUAUAGGAUGAACUGCAAGGAUGAGAUCUGUGGCUGUAAGAAGGAUGAUCCAUAUAUAAACUGUGUCCUUCUGGAUGAUGGGGGAUUCCUGAUUAUGUCAAAUCAAGAGGACUAUGUUGAUCAGAUCGGCUGUUUCUUUGGCGCCAUUGACCCUGACCUCAUGAGAACUCUGGUCAACUCGUCGCUGUUCACAGCCAAGAGCACCUACGACUACCAGUCUGUCUGUGAGCCCAAGAGAGAGAGCAAGGCGGCUGCAGGCCUGCGAUCCAUCUAUGUGCCCACAAUAGCAGAUAUAUUGAAUUUGGGAUGGUGGGCAACAGCUGCAGCCUGGUCAAUUGUGCAACAGUUGCUGGUCAGCAUCACAUUCCCAAAUCUUCUGGAUGCAGCUGAAACGGAUGAUAAAGUGUCUGAUGCAAUGACUAAGGAGGUGUGCAUCACAGAGCAAACUCAGUACUUCUUUGAGAAUAAGGAGUCAUCCUUUGGAGGCUCAUUCGAGUGUGCAAACUUCACCAGGCAAUACCUAGCUGAAAAGGUGCCCAAUACAAAUCUGGUCUUUAUCAUUAGUGACAGACAAGAAGGCAACAGCCAGUCAUGUGGCUUGGGCAAAUUAAGACAGGAUGAACAGCCAUCUGAUGGGCCGGAUCCCUGUGAAAUAGCUCUCAGGCCUCGCUACAGGAAAGCUCCUUCAGUUUGUUUUGAUAAAACUGAGCACGAGGAGGACCCUGACUGUGGUGGGGUGUCCAGCCUGAUCCCCUCACUUUGGCUGAUGGUCGUCAUUCAGGUGGUGUUGCUCUGGGUUAUAACUGACUCCAGGAUUGCUCCAGGGAAAUCUUUGUUGCCAUAGCGCAACCAAUCAGGAGACAUCCAGCUUUUGUCUUCUGCAGCUCAGUGGACAAAAUUUCUAGUGCCAUGUGGACUGUGUGACUCAGACAAACCCUCUGUAGACUGUAGCUGCUAAAUGGAGUGUACUGUUGAAUAUAUUACCUUAUGUAUUGCUUGAGUGAAGUGUGUGUACAUGGUUCAUUCAUUAAAUAAUCUUAAUAAAGAGUAAGCAACUUCUCUGUGGUCAUAAAGAAAAGGGUACAUUUAUAUUUCUUGCUGUCACUUUAAUUUAAAUGACCAUCUGCACUGAAAUUCAAAGUGUAGUUGUAUUAUUUAUUGCUACAUGUUGGAAUCCCAAUAGUGGCUCCCAUCAUUUAUUUUAUAACCCUAUUUCACAAACACUUGGCCCUCAUGUGGAAUUAAAUUGAGGACAGAAAAAAAUCUUAGAUUGUUUUGAAUUUUUUUAAUGUCUCCAAGUUAUGAAAGAUUGUCACCUGUAGCAAGACUUAUGUAUGCAGAAAUUACAGAUUUUUCAGCAACACAUGUAACACAAGAUCAUUUUCACCAUUAUAAUAACUACCAAUUACUGUCCCUAUUUCUUUAAAAUAUAUUAUGUUGUGAGACUGCGUAUAAUACAGCAGCAUUCUUAAUGAUUCUUUCGACUCCUUUAAAUUCUUUAAGGAGCCAAUGUUAUUGAGUACAUUUAUAUUGUUUUUUGUGCCUUGUUCUUGCAUUGGGUACUGCAAAGGUACUUCUACCCCUUGAACGUUUUUUUACAUUUUGUCACAUUACAACCACAAACUUAAUUUUAUACUAAGAUUUUAUGUGAGCACAACGUAAUGCAUAUUUGUGAAGUGGAAAAAAAUUAUACAUGGUAUUCACAAUAUUUUACAAAUAAAAAUCUAAAACGUGGCAUGCAUAUUAUACUUACUAUUUAACACCCCUACAUGUAUACUUUGUCGAACCCCCUUUUGCUGUAAGGAGAGCUGUGACCCAGCCUAAAAAUCUUGCAGCUUCUAACAGAUUUUUCUUCAAAGACUGUUAUCAUCUUGGCUCCAUCCAUCGCACCAUCAACUCUCAGCCUUGUCUUUACUUAAGAAAAGCAUCUUCAUAGCAUGAUGCUGCCACCACAAUGUUUCAUAGUGAGGAUUGUGUAUUCGGCAUAAGUAAAGUGCUAUGUUUCUGCACAAAGGUGUACUACACUUACUAAUUAUGAGAGGUCCGAAAAUAUGGUGGGAUUGAAUUCAGUUUAUGGGUAUCAGAGUAGUGUUCUAAAUAGUUAUUGCUGCACUCCUUUCAUAGUUUUGUGAAUAUAUUUUUUUGUACCUUUUUCCUCCCACUUCACAGUUGCAGACUGCUUUAUGUUGAUAUUAAAAUUAUAAAUUUAUAAUAAUUUAUAAAUUAAAUACAUAGAUGUUUGUGAUUGCAUCUUAACAAAAUGUGAAGUUCAAGGAUGAUAAAUACUUUGGCAAGGUACUGUGUAUAUGCAAGAUAUAUUUUAAGAAAAUGUUGUAUAGGUUUAAAGUUCAAUGUAAAUAUAAAAAAACUUGUUUCCAAGAAGGAUUUAAUGAGUUCAUGAAUGCAUUAAUUGGUCACAGCAAAGCUUCAAAACAAAAUAAAUCUGCCAAAUUCUUAAAGAACAAAAUAAACAGCGUUUGCAAACAACAUUGUGAAUUUCGGUUUCCCACAAGUGGAAAGAUGUAGCAAAUAACGUUUUUGGGGGGUUUAUUUGAUGUAAUUUGUAUUUGUAAUGUCAAUAGGAUUUACACCCUAAACUGGCUGGGAAACAUUAAUCGGAGAACCUGACGGUCAUUUGUUAUAAACCCAAGCUUUAGGUUCUCUUGAUAAAAUGUUUUAUUAAAACCACCUUAUUUGAUAAGUUUCUUCUGCUGUUAUUGGUUAAUCAUACAGUGAGAGUUAUUUAAGAUUUGUUGAUCUCUGCAUUAAACCGAGCACUUGGUAAAAAGCUCAUGUUGGCUCAUUGGUUCACUUAAAUGGGAGUCAUAUGAAAGAUUAUCCAUCAUUAUGUAAUCUUUAGGGCCUGAUGCAACUUAUAAAUAACUGACAUCAUUGUGGUUACAUUAAAAAAUUAAGCAACUUGGUGAUAUUUUGCAUCAGAUACUUUGUAAGAAACUGAAUCUUAAAAUUCUAAAUAUCCUCACUGAAAAAAGCCGUUUGCUACCUGAAACAAAAACAGGGUGUUUGUGUGAUUUGUGUGUAUAUGAUCUGACGAAAGUUUGCUGUAACCAUUUUUCCGUGUGAACCUGAAAAACAAAUAUUUAGAUAGUUUGCAUUGCCUCAUCAUUAAUCACAACGGUAUUGUGAAUUUCAGUUAAUCACUUCAUACUGAUUUUUGUUUCUGUUCGAGAAACAAUGGCAAUGUUGUCGAGCAUUUGUCCACUGUAUAACAAGGUAUGAUCAGCUAAUACUGCCGUCCUUUUGGGGAGACAGCAUUUGGCUUUACUGCAGGGAAGAAAAUCUGACUAAUGAGCAUGAUGUUUAGAAGCACUGUUCAAUCUAACAGGCUCACACCUUCUAUGAUUUAUACACCAUACCAGUGAUUUAGCCCAUUUUCUACAAAUUGGUAGUUCUCUGCAUUAUUGAUAAAAAAAUUUCCAGCCGCAUUUUGAUAUAAAAUGACAAAAGAGAGCUAUGCAAAGGUUUCCAAUAAAAGUUUGGUCUUCACUGGAUAGGCCCCAAUGUGUUUCCAUGCUCUGUUGAAAUUUUACCUAAUAGCCUCAUGUAUUCAUCUCACUUUUCCACCUAUUAAGCUUAAAGCUUUAGCAAUUGUUUAUAGAAGCACUAUUUUUUUCAAUGCUAAUUUGUUAGCAUACCAUUUUUAAUAUGUUAAGCUACCAUGGAGAACAUGUUAUCUUAACAUCAAAAAGCUAGUAUUAAAGGUUGCUUUCAUUCACUUUUUAAAUGAACUUUAACGUCAUGUACAAGCUUGUUGUUUUUUGGUUUUUUUCAUGCGAUAGUGCUAGCAACAUGCUAAUGAGUUAGCUGACAAGCCUAUGUUUGGCUCCAGUGAGUGGCUGUUUGUUUCGUUUUGUUUUAAGCUCUGGUUUCUUCUCAUAAUUGUUUAAAAUUAUAUCAGUGCAUAUAAAGACAGGAGACUGAAGCAUAAAAGUCAAAUGUGUGUACUUCCUAAUGCACACAAAUGCAUUUAGAACACUGCACCUUUAUUGCAAAGCUCAGACAUGAAGAAAAACUAUAAGAUUGGUUAUUCUUCUGUAAGGAGGAAUAACCAAUUUUAUCUUGUAAAAUGUUUUGAGAUUGAGCUUUCCGAAUGUGUAGCUGUAUAAUCAUUUGAGAACUCAUUCAGAUCUGUAUUGCAUUGAGUUGGCCAACUUUUCACACCUGCUAUUCCAGCCUAGUGCAGCUUCAGCAGCAAUCAUAAUUGCUAGGUCUAUUGGUUUUCUGUUAUUUUGCUACACAUAUUAGUUAAUUUGCCAUAUAGAAAUAUUAUUUCUAACAGUGACUGAUCUGGUUACGGAUGUUGGAAUGCUUUAUUUUGAGCACAAAUAUAGCUGUAAUUAAGGAACAUUGGUCUGACCUGCUGUAUAUUUAUAGUCCUUAGAAAUGAAAAAAAACAUUUUUUAAUUUUCUUAAUCUUCGCUUUAGUAGCCAUUUAAAACAAUUGCAUACAGCUGUCUUUUGUAGACUACCUCCUUGCUACCAAAGAUGUUGUAGUGCCAUUACCAGUGUGUACUCAGUCCUGCCUUAAUGUUCUUUUUUAAAUUAGCCUCCAUGGAACAUUAUGCUUAUUGAAAAAUGUGCUAUUUAUUAUGUAAAAGCCUCUUCCAGCCAUCAAUAACAGUGGCCUAUGCCGUGUCAUCAAUUAAACCAAAAGACAUUUUAGCAAGCUUUUUGAAGACUGCAUUCUUAAUUCCUCAAAUUAACAAAAAUUAGGCAAUGAUACAUGGAAAACUACUGGUGCAGGAUUGGUUUUAUCAAAAAAUGUAUCCUCAAAUUAAUUAAACUUAAACAUUUGCAGAGAAAGUGUCAUUGGAUACAUAAUUAAACUAAUAUACUUUUGCCAUAUGCGGCAUGGAGUUUAAUUAUACCCAAGAGCUUUAUGGUGCAGUAAAGUGAAACGCUACAUGUUAUCACUAUAAGCCUACGUUAUGUGGAUUAGGUUUGUGAUUGUGUUCAAAUUAAGUGUCUGGAGGAUAACUUUAUUUAUCCCAACAUCUAGCUCUCAAAUUGUUGCUCCUUCAUGCGGAAUAGUUUGGUGAAAUGCUAGGUUAAUGCUAGGUUGAUAAUACAGCUUGUAACAUAUUCUAGUGAUGUUGCACUUAAUCGUGUGCAGACAAAAUUACAAAAGGUGUUUUGCUUCAAUACCAUGGUGUCAAUGAAAACAUUCUUAGAUGAUGAUCACUGCUGCUUGUGUGAAUUACCUGUUGUGUAAGGUUGUCUUACAGACACAAUGGUUUCCUGGUUACAAUGUUAAUUUUUACUUGUGAUGAAGAGGAAAAUUACUGAUGUGUUUUAGCUACUUUCUGUGCAAUCGUCUGAAGAGCAGCAAAAAUAAUCCUUAACACUAAACAUAAUUUUAAAGAGUGAAAAAUAGAUAAGAUUAGAUUAAGGAAAAAAGAUUAUUUAGAUCAAUAAAAUAUUCUGCACAGUUUGAUACAGUUUUCAAGCUGUGCAUAAAAAUAGGCUAUGUUUAGGGAUUGCAGAAAUUGCAGAUGCACUACUCACAGGGGUUGAGGCUAACUUAAAGUUGCAACAAAUAUCAGGAGUUGAGGUUAGUCAGGGACUUAAAUACAGAUCAUUUAAUCUGCUUGAAGCUGAAGCCAAUACUUGGGACUCCUUAUCACACUGAGCAUUCCCUGUUUCAAAGUAACAGAAUGCAAAGUUUGGCCUUGACCUGCCUUUGACAUUAAUGUUAUCCUCAUCAACCAUGGUCAGAUUGCCUCCAGUACACUAUCAUAAAUUGUAAACCAUUAUCAUUUUAAUAAAAUGUGUGCAUAAAAAUAAAAAAUUCAAUACACAAAUAUUAGUCAAUUUAAAUUCUGUGUAGAAAUAAAGAAGAUGAAUAUUCAAUUUAAAUCAAAUAAUGUACAAGCUGUAGAUAUUGGGCUAAGAAUGCUGGCAUGGUCAGUAAUGUCAUUUUUUGGCAGAAAAUCAAUGCACUGUACAUAAUAAAUUAAUUCAUCUAAAUGGUAAGAAAGCAGUGGAAAUCAGAAAGCUUCAUAUUAGUCCAAAUGUUUCAUUCUGCUCCAAGUGCUAAAAUCAGAUGCUGUCACCUCAGGAAUAAUAUUGACUUAGUGUGGUUUACUGUAAAUGUUUCUUAUUCUGUUGGUGCUCUCCAUAUAGAUUGUGUGGGUUGGCCUUUUUCUUUCUGGAAUUUUGAUGAUUAAUUUGUGGAUCGUUUUUUGUUUGAAUUUGAGGUUUAUUUUUAUUGUCUUUUCUGCCAUUUUAUUCUUAGGGCAGAUUUUUGGUGGAUGGAUCCAUCAUGUCACACCCUAUGUGGCAGUCUUGGUUCCCCUCAAUAGUACUUCAAUUGUGGCACUCGAUUGUUUAGAAAAAUACAUGUAAAUCAAAUGGAAAAAAUGAAGACAUUUAACAUCCCAAAGAGAAAGUUUGUUAAUAUCAAAUAAGGUAUAUUCAUAAUAAAAGAUUUGCCAUUA